AUGUAGCUUGGUGUUUGCUUGGAUUUUUCUUUUACUUUGUGCAGCUGGCUGGAACCAGCUUGGAAGGAUCAGUUUGAUACCUGUAGGCCUGGCUGCCCAGGUGUGAUAUACUGUGUGCGCUGCGCACGGCUUGGAUUGGGGAAGGAAGCACGGAUUGCUGCACAGAUACAGAAAACACAUGGUGUUUCCCAGCCAAGAUCCACUGGACCGGGCAGACUUCAAUGCUGUAGAGUACAUUAAUACUCUCUUUCCAACCGAGCAGUCUUUGGCCAACAUCGAUGAAGUGGUGAAUAAAAUCAGGCUGAAGAUAAGGAGGUUGGAUGACAACAUCCGAACUGUGGUGAGAGGCCAGACCAAUGUGGGCCAGGAUGGCAGGCAGGCUCUUGAAGAAGCCCAAAAAGCCAUUCAGCAACUCUUUGGUAAAAUUAAAGAUAUCAAAGACAAAGCUGAAAAAUCAGAGCAAAUGGUUAAAGAAAUUACACGAGAUAUCAAGCAGCUGGAUCAUGCCAAGCGCCAUCUGACCACCUCCAUCACGACCCUCAAUCACCUACACAUGCUGGCGGGCGGUGUGGAUUCACUUGAGGCAAUGACCAGGAGAAGGCAGUACGGGGAAGUUGCCAAUCUCCUGCAAGGUGUCGUGAAUGUGCUAGAGCAUUUCAACAAGUACAUGGGGAUUCCGCAGAUUCGACAGCUUUCCGAAAGGGUGAAGGCUGCCCAGAACGAACUAGGACAGCAAAUCCUGGCAGAUUUUGAAGAAGCUUUUCCUUCUCAGGGCACAAAGAGACCAGGAGGGCCCAGCAAUGUCCUCCGUGAUGCAUGUCUAGUCGCCAAUGUCCUGGAUCCCAGAAUCAAACAGGAAAUCAUCAAGAAGUUUAUUAAACAGCACCUCUCGGAAUACCUGGUACUUUUCCAGGAAAACCAAGAUGUGGCCUGGCUCGAUAAAAUCGACAGGCGCUACGCUUGGAUAAAACGCCAGCUGGUGGACUACGAGGAGAAGUAUGGCCGCAUGUUUCCCCAGGAGUGGUACAUGACGGAGCGCAUUGCCGUGGAGUUCUGUCAUGUCACAAGGACAGAGCUGGCUAAGAUCAUGCGCACAAGAGCUAAGGAGAUUGAGGUGAAGUUGCUUUUGUUCGCCAUUCAGAGAACCACCAACUUUGAAGGACUGCUGGCUAAGCGCUUCUCAGGUUGCACGCUAGCCGAUGGGACGGUGCAGAAGAAGCCAGAGCUGCCGCCUCCCUCUAUGAACCCAUUUCUGGAUGAUGAACCUGGGACGGAGACGGAUGAAACCAUGAUGGAGAAAAGUGAUAUAGACAGACCAAAGAAGCCAAAGGUCCCAGACAACCCAUUUCACGGCAUCGUUUCCAAGUGCUUUGAACCUCACCUGUAUGUGUAUAUUGAGUCCCAGGACAAAAAUCUCAGCGAGCUGAUUGACAGGUUUGUGGCUGAUUUCAAGGCCCAGGGUCCUCCCAAGCCCAACGUGGAUGAGGGGGGAGCUGUCCUGCCCAGCUGUGCUGACCUCUUUGUUUAUUACAAGAAGUGCAUGGUGCAGUGUUCGCAGCUCAGCACGGGCGAGCCCAUGAUUGCACUGACCACCAUCUUCCAGAAGUACCUCCGGGAAUACGCCUGGAAAAUUCUCUCUGGAAAUCUGCCCAAAACAACCAGCAGCAGCGGUGGGCUGACCAUCACGAGUCUGCUGAAAGAGAAGGAGGGCUCGGAAGUGGCGAAGUUCACUUUGGAAGAGCUCUGCCUGAUCUGCAGCAUCCUGAGCACGGCAGAGUACUGUCUGGCCACAACCCAACAGCUUGAAGAAAAGCUCAAAGAAAAGGUGGAUGCAAGUCUCAUGGAAAGGAUCAACCUGACGGGGGAGAUGGACACCUUCAGCAUUGUGAUCUCAAACAGCAUACAGCUGUUGGUGCAAGACUUGGAUGCAGCCUGCGACCCGGCGCUUACAGCUAUGAGCAAGAUGCAGUGGCAGAACGUGGAACAUGUUGGUGACCAGAGUCCAUACGUCACUUCGGUUAUUCUUCACAUUAAGCAGAACGUCCCCAUCAUCCGUGACAACCUGGCAUCCACAAGAAAGUACUUCACCCAGUUCUGCAUUAAAUUUGCAAACUCCUUCAUUCCCAAGUUCAUCAACCACCUAUUCAAGUGCAAACCAAUUAGCAUGGUGGGAGCAGAACAGCUCCUGCUGGAUACUCACUCUCUGAAGAUGGUCCUCUUGGAUCUGCCUUCCAUCGGGUCCCAAGUGGUGAGGAAAGCACCUGCCAGCUACACCAAGAUCGUCGUGAAGGGCAUGACUCGGGCAGAGAUGAUCCUGAAGGUGGUCAUGGCGCCCCACGAGCCCCCGGUCGUGUUUGUUGACAAUUACAUCAAGCUCCUCGCCGACUGCAGCACAGACACGUUCCAGAAGAUACUGGACAUGAAGGGCCUAAAGAGAAGCGAGCAGAGCAGCAUGCUGGAGCUGUUCCGCCAGAGGCUCCCCGCCCCUCCCUCGGGGAUGGAGAACCCCAGCUCCAUCUCUCUGACAGCACCGACGCCUGAGCAGGAGUCCUCCCGCAUACGGAAGCUGGAGAAGCUCAUCAAGAAGAGACUGUAGGCCAGUGGAGGAAGCAUCUGUUGGCCCUGCGGCUGCUUUCUGUCCCCUGCACAGCGCCUCAGGCCUCCCCUUGUCUUACACUACAUUGCCGAAACGUAGAAGUUCGGUUGGUUGGCUCCAUGCAGCUGGGGGUGGAAAGGCGGCGUGAAGCAGGGUGGAGUGAGUGACACUGGGGACGGUGGGCAGAUUCACCUGCUCAACCUGGAGCAUUCGUAGCUCACAAUCAGAGACCGUGGCAGAGCCUGGAGGGUAGGAUACAGUUGGAGUGGAUCAUCUGCCCUACCCCCCAGGGUUUGGCCACUCCUCCAGCAUCAAGCUGCAGUUCCCACUUAGACCUUCCCCCAUGGCCUGUUUGACUCUAUCCUGAAAAUGUCAGGACACCUCUUGCUCCCUAGCAUGCAGCUGCUUGUUUAUUGAAAAGCAAGAUGCAGAGAUGCCCCUAACAGCUGGGAUUCUGGCAUCUGCAACUUAACUGAACCUGAAGCGAGAUGCCCACGUGCCCCUCUUGUGAUCUGAGGGCUGGCACAGGGCAUAAACUAGCGAGGAGGAUCCUCCUCCCUGGGGAGCAAGGCUCGAGCCAGUUUACAGUGAACAUGCCAGCAGUCUCUGCUGCAGCUUUGAGGCCAAGUUCUCCAUCUGCAGCUUCUUGUUGUCUCCUGCAUGCAGGGCUCCUCCGCUCUCCCUUCUGGGAAUUCCCACGCUGUACCUGUCUCCUUCCCCCACUAAGGGCUGGAACAAGCCAACUGUCCGGCAGAACCGUCUUCCCGUGCUCUUGGCCGCCUGUUUCAUUCCAGGCUGUGGGUGUGCUCCCUUGGCGCCGUCGCUGCCCUGCAGGGAGAGCUACUAGAAAUGGGAGUUGUAAUUAGAAGCCUGCCGCUGCCAGGGUUUGUUGGCAGGGUGGAGCUCGCUCUCCAGAUUUAAACCGGAAGGGCCCCGCUCCUAAUGCUAGCCCUGCCGUAACUGGACAGAGCAGGCUGUUGGAUUGGGGCCAGCCUAAGGGAGAGGAGGAUUAGACUCUAAAUAUCCAAGCCCAGGCUGUUUUUCAGCAACUUUUGGAGUCAGAGCACUAGCUGAUCUCAGAGGGAGCGGGCAGGUGGGUGGAGCACAAGGCCAAAACAUUAGCAGGGAAGAACUGCUCUACUUUUCAGGGGAUCCAUAAGCGAGAGACCCAGUCACGUUGUUACUGCCCCUGGAUCUCUCCCUAACCUCCCCUGUGCCUUUUUCUUGUCACCCUAAAGGCGUUUCCCAGCUGAGCUGAUGUGACAAGACCACAUGGAUUUCCAUGGCCAAAGAAUCCUUGUGCACCUUCCUGGCUGUAAUCCAUUUUCCCUCUGUCCGGUGGGAUGGGUGGUUGCUGCAGCUGGCUGGCGGCUGCCUCGGGAGAGUCGCACUCCGUGGCACACUUGGGUUUCUCUUUGUGGCAGUACUGCUGUGGGGGCUGCUGUACAGACAGGCUUUCAGUGUUCACAGCUGCAGUUCAAGGGCAUAGAGCUCACCUGAGGCAGGGGCAUGAGGGGCACGCACUCCAGAUCAAGCACGGGUUCAUUUUAACUGAACUUUGCUCAUACAAACCCGCAAAGUCUCAGUGAAACUCACAUUCCCCCUUGCACCGUCACACUUCAUCCCUCUUCCCCUUCUGAGAAGUUUUGCUUUUAAGGCUGAAAAUCUGGCCUAAUGCCGGGCUUCCUGGCCAUCUUCUUGUUGUGUCCCGCCCCUCCCCAUUUCUCCCACGUGCACAGAGGUGGGGGAUCCGUGGCUGGCCCAGGGAUGGGUCUGGUGUCUGUGCCAGCUGCUGAGGGCUUGCUGAUGUUGACUGGGAGAGCAAAAGCAGUUAAUAGGGGGGGGUGUCUGGGUUCUGCACUAAUUAAGCAAGUGAUCUGCUGAAAGAGCCAGCCAGUGACCUAAAGCUGAGCUGCAGUUUGGCGUCCAGCUGCACCUGCUUCUAGUCAUUCGCUCUGACCAUUGUUUGCCACCGUCUGCACUUUUGGGUUUCUUUUCUGCGGACCUGUUUGCUGGGCCCCUACCUGAAGCCAGCCGUUCUCGUCACCGAGCACUAGCACUCCUCAUCUCAUCGCUGAAACCUUUCACUAACGCUCAAGCACUGAACAGAUGUGAUAUGUCUGCUCCAGACCUGCCGUGCUUCCUUCGUCCUGUGCACUUGCACCCUACAGGGGAGCAAACUGCUGGCAUUCCUUUGGUCUCAGCAGCUGGUAUACAUGGGUGCGCUGUGCUGGAGGCACUUCUUCCUUGUGUAGGCUUUGCAAGGUUUUCUGGAGCACGGUUCUCAGUUUGAUGCGAGGACUUGGAAAAGGUUCCAUAAUUGUCCUUCAUUUCCUUUUGGACUUGGGAAGUGUCGCUCCCCUUUGAUUGCACGCCAGCUUGGAAUAGCUCUGUCAGAAAAGGAACUUUGGCCGCUUCAUUUAAUUAGCAGAUAAAAUCUCAAUCUCUGCUUUAAAGGAAAGAAAACUGACAUUUUUGGGUCCUCUGCUUGGGGGAUAACAUGGACCUGGCUUCAGAGGGUGGCUGCUCGGUAGCUUCAGAAAGCUCAGGCACCUGGGAUGAUUCAGGUUGCAAAUCAGAAACAAGCACCCAAUCCCUUCCCCAGGUACCCUUACCCCCACUUAUCCCCCAGACUUCCCUUACCAACAAGGCGGGGGUGGGAGAGUCCAUUUUGUACCCAGGUUGGUGGUGAUUUUGCAAGAUGAAUACAUCAGUCUUUGUUCUGCUUGUAAAAGCUUACAGAAGAUAGAGUUAGUCAGCUAGUGGUUACAUGCCCUUGCUGGUCACUCUGAUCACUACUGCUGACCUAAGAUCUGACGCUUACAUGAUGUGUGCAGCACUGGGAUGCGUGCAUGAAAAUCGUUAACACUAAGAAACCUCUGUAGAAUCGUCCCACCCGGAUGGCUCUGGGUCGGGUGUGCUGGGAGCCCUGGCUUAGACAAGUGGCUGUCUACAGUAGGGCUCCCACACUGCUGUACCAUUUUUUGGAAACAUGGCAAAGAGGGGUGACAGCGGGCCCUGGUUACACGAACGUCUGAACCGCCUCGGGCAGCAUUGCUGGUUCGCGGCAUUGCCCCAAGGUGCCUUUUCUUGUGUUCUAGCUCAUCUUCCCAGGGAGCUGUCCAUUCACUUGGAACAGAGCAGUUGACAAAAGGCAGCCCAAGAAAGGAGGAUGUGAAUGUGCCUCCCAUUUAUAGCCAGCCCUUCCUGAAGAACAGAUAACCCCGAGGGGCGUUUGCAGGGCAAGGUAUUAAUUUAUGAGAGACCGCCAAAUGCAGUGACCAUUACAGAUGGACGUAAGGGAUGUGCAUCGGGUCAGUUCCUACUUGCUGGACUAAAAACAUGUUUCAGGAUAUUUGUUCCCUCGCAGUGACUAUUAGCAGUAGUUGUGGCCAGCUCUGUGAAUCUCUUGUGAAUGGUUGGGGACCAACUGCAAACGGUUUUUGCAUUUCUUUCUCUGGAAGACUCCGGUUUAAUUCUCUGCAUGUCAAAGUUGUAAAGAUAGCAGGGGAGAGAAAGAAAGGUUCAAAUGAAAAGCCAAUCUUAAAAAAAAACAAAAAAAAAGUUCUGAUUGUGGGUGGGUUGAACUGUACCUUGUAAAAGCCGUGCUUGCAUUUUUCUACUUUGAUCUGAAAUGUUCUUCCUUUGUUCUUGUGUAUUUAUCGCACUGGGUGCUUUGGGAAGCAGAAACGCAAGAUGCUUGAGUUGCACAUGUUCUGAAGAUAACGGAAAUGCGUUUCUGUACAAAAUGCUUUCUGCCCGGGAAAUAAUUUCUGUGUGUAUGUCAGAACGUGACACUACAGCUAAUUAAAACAUUACUCAUAGCUGUGUUUUGCAUGUGGUUUUUAACAGCUGAUGGGGCAAAUUGGGUUGAAGUGGUUCUGUGGCAGGAAGCUGAAACCCUCUGCACUCUCGCGCACACGCAUUGCAGCUUUUGUCCUGAGGGUUUUUGACCAUGAAGAAAUUAUAUCGCGGUCUUAGUGGAUGCAUUCUCCAUGGACUGUUGUCUGAUGUGUUUAUUCCUCUUGUCAGGGCUCAGAUGAUAUAGUAAGACACAUGUGGCCUUGUAAACUUGUAUAAUAAACCUUGCUUUUCUCCUUUA
This is a messenger RNA of Alligator mississippiensis (American alligator), 6698 nucleotides long. It is a transcript of the gene VPS53, whose product is annotated as VPS53 subunit of GARP complex. The transcript has 22 exons. NCBI's taxonomy places the organism in Eukaryota, Metazoa, Chordata, Crocodylia, Alligatoridae. The record is from RefSeq and is a predicted model, not a curated record. Gene Ontology annotation, cellular component: GARP complex. Gene Ontology annotation, biological process: retrograde transport, endosome to Golgi. Bases 179 to 2596 code for a protein of 805 amino acids.